This is a messenger RNA of Umbelopsis ramanniana AG, 8713 nucleotides long. RefSeq lists its product as uncharacterized. The transcript has 7 exons. The coding region runs from base 120 to 8324 and encodes 2734 amino acids. Lineage: Eukaryota; Fungi; Mucoromycota; Umbelopsidomycetes; Umbelopsidales; Umbelopsidaceae. The record is from RefSeq and is a predicted model, not a curated record.
ACCGAUCACAAGUUCAUAUUUGUUUUUUGAUCCACCUUUUAGGAUGACAAAAAGUUUCCCGUGUUAUUGCUCUCCUUCUUCUCUUUUUCUCUUCUUCAGCCGCUAUCCAAAGUCAUUGUAUGGUGACCAUAGAUGGUCUGCUAGCGAUUUUAGCAGCCACAGUGUUGGUGGUGUGGGUCUUAUCAGGCUCCGCCUAUGUGAGCCUUCAGCCUUACAUCGAAAACAUCGAAUGGCCGCACCUUCAUGACCUUCAGUACAAGUUCGCAGUAUUGAACCAAUCUUAUCAUGUCAUUAUCUAUAUAAAAGUAAUCACCUUUCGACUCUGCCACUUCCCCCCUGGAUUGGCCACCUCCCAGUACCCUAACAGUUCUGGCGACGUGCUGAAACUUUUGGUCGAGAUGGAAAGUCCGCGCAUACGACUAGUUCCUUUCCAACCACCAAAAGGCCGCCCUGAUGACCAAAAGCCGGAUGAUCUUCAGCCUAAGAAUAAAUCGCCCGCCGGCCUUCAGGCACUGUUCAAAUAUGUUGGCGGGUCUCCAACUUGUAACCGCCUUAUAUCCUUUAUUUUACGACGAGUCGCUAUAGAAAUAACGGACUUAAUACUAGACUUGGACGGCAGAGGCACUUUAGUGGCUCACAAAAUGUCUCUCAGCCAGAGUAAAGUCUACCUUCGUACAACGGGAAACACAAUGGAAAAUGACGUGUAUCACGACGAUCACAAGGAGAGCUUAAAAUUAUCGAAAUCGUUUACAGUAUUCAAUUUACGCAGAGGUCAUGCUGCCAGACUGAUUAUCGACCGACUUCAACUUGUCUCUGGUGAGAAAGUCCAUCGUGCAGACGCAAAUGUGCUAUUUUCAGUUACACCACUUCAACUCACAAUCAGUACAACGCUGCCAAGACAUUAUGAUGAAAAGCAUCGGGUUUCAUUCGCUGUCGAGUCAAAUACUCUGCAAGCCAAACUGGAUGAGCUCUCAGGUGUUGUUAUGGGCAUAAAGAGUAGAAGUACCUCUUCGGAAGGUACCAUCUCCGAGUCUACUGAUUGGGCGGACUAUGUGGACGGCAUCCAUAUGAAGUUGGAUCAUGGGAACGUAUCUUGGACCCCAAGAAUACAGAGUGUACUAGAGUCUAUCUAUCUAUCAGCCUCUAGCACAAGUUCAAUGAAUGAGGAAGAAGGUGGACCAAAGCUUGCGUUAUCUACUUCGGAGGUAUCAAUGAUAUGGUGUGAACCGAAUAGGGAUAGCUUCAAGCUGCUGUACAGCAAGAGUCUGCAACUCAACAUAUCGCGGUCCGUAAGCACAGCGCCAAAUGAUCCUUCGUCAGAUACAACACGCUACCUUCCCAUUUGCACAAAUGUCGGUGUCAGUUUGGACCAACCAGCAGUAACAAUAUCGUACGACGUCCUAUAUCCUCUAAAGGCUGAAAUCUUGGAUAUUUGUCAAGCAUGGGAUCCAAAACAAGUAAACAAAUUGACAACAGAUAUAGACGUAAACCUUCCAUCCGGUAGACUUCACACAACGUUUUCAGCCUCUCAUCCAGCAUUGCGAAUAAAAGAUGCAAAUGAAAAUGUCAUUACUCAAAUUGAUGCCUCACUAUUUCGAGUCACGAUGGAUACCACCAGUGUUGAAGAUUUUGAGAUCCAGCAAUCUUAUACCCCUGAUCAAUCCAAUUCAUCCGACACUUUGGUGGAUAGCUAUACGAGUAGCAACCAGUCAUCUACGCAUAUUCUUCAGCGAUACAAGACAGAUCUCAGUUUGGAAGUGGAGGAACUAACAACAUGGAAGCAGUGUCUCCGGUACUUGAGCGAAAGAGAAUUUACCCCAUCGGCUUGCAAUUAUUUCGCUGUCGACCAAUUUUGCUUCACGUAUACAAGUUCAUCCUUUUCAAGGCCUAGUGCAUUGGUUUCAAAUUCAAUACUGGACGAACUUCCUAGACCGAGUUGCUGCCUUACCUUUGGAUCCAUUCACAUGGAUGUUAGGGAUGCACCCUACUUUGUGGAGAGAGCAAUACCGUGGGUCAUUAUGGUGUCCAAUCUGAUCAAAAAUGACUCGCCGCAGUUGGUGCAGGCGUCAACUUCGUCAAAUUCCUCCCCCCUAGUACGCAUCAUCAUAUACUCUGUUGAUGCAUCCUUCCUCGCCAUAGAUAGACCUUUGGACCCAGAAGUUGAUAUACCGCCACAGCACUUUUGUAACGCACCAAGUGAAGACAUAGGAUGUGGUGUCUUAUUUUCAGCUGCUGAUGUCAUUAUUGCCAUCUCGAGCCUUGAAGAUAUAAACUCGAUACGUGCAUCUUCAAACGAUCUCAACGACAUCUCAAUAUCGGCCAAGGAGAUAUCACUCUGCUCUCUAAUGGAUGAAGAAGGAGAAAACUGCGUUUUUAGUCUUGGUGAGGAACCAAUGGUGUGGAUCCCUGAUCUAGCUAUGAGAUUCCAUGAAGAACGGGGUUUCCCGGAAGAUGUUAGGUUUGGUCAAGUAGUCAGCAUGGAGAUAUCUCUGAUACAAUUCUGCUGGGCGCCUCAGGCAUUAUACUCUGCUCUGUGCCUAGUUCAGUGCAUGAAGGAUACUCAAUCGAUUUUCAAGCAGAUGAAUUGGGGCAACAGUAAUACCCAAUCCGGCAAUCAAUCUAUGUUUAAAUCUUUACGUAUGAGUGCUUCAACAAGGCAAAUAGUAGGACGCUUCAGUUUAUCUCCUUCUAUGAAGAUACAAAUGGAAGUAUCAGACGCUUCGGUCCAUAUUCUUCCAAAUCACACUAUGCUUUCUGUCGGAGAGCUGAGAUUUUACGGCACAGAAAAACAUGGUAUGGUGUGGAAAAGACUGCUGUUUGCGAGCCAACUCAAAUUGAAUCAAGUCGGUGGAAACGAGUCCAAAAUCAUCAUGCAAACACUUUGUUUCCGACUUCCUUAUAACUACGUAUGCGCAACAAUAGUGGAGGCUGCUAUUCAUGCCUGGAAACUCACCAAAACGCUGUUUAAUCGAUUGGUGAGAGGAAAUAUUACAGAAUGGCAAGGACCUUCCGAUAGAUCUGGCCCAGUUGCUAUUCCUAGCAUUCAACUGAGGGUACAUCAAUUCUCUGUUGAAUUUGAAGACGAUCCAUUUGAAUCUCGUUUGCGACUGUUGUGGAAGACGAGUUUGAGCGAGCAACCUAGACGCUUCAAAACAGAGGAGGCGUUUCAUGAUAAGGUCAAUGCCAUGUUUGAGGAACGACAAGAAUCUGGGUCUUCCAACAACGGGCAGAAACUUCCUGACAGCUUACGACUGACGGCUAUGAUAGCCGACCUUAAAUCCAAGCGCAAUAGUACUGAAAUGCGACCUGGACUACCAUUUGGAUCUCAUGAUGUUAGAAAGGAUAGAUCUAGCAAUGACAUCGAAGCGACAUGGCAGCGAUUACAGGAAUACAACUCCAAAUGCUGGAUUAACGAGGUUCGUUCGGCGAUCAAGCAAGAGGAAACUGCUAUCAAAGGACAAAGGUCCGCUUGGUAUCAACCGCCUUUCAAGCAGACUUUUGAAGAAGCUUCCCCUUCGUCUACUUUCGAAUAUCGUCUUCCUCAUUCAUCCUAUUGCCAACGUGCCAUUGACAUCACUGCGGACCCCAUUAAUCCAUAUUCGCCUUUGCUCGGAUUGUCUGUGGAUAAUCUGACGAUUGACAUUACAUCCCCUUCUUUUCCCUUGGAUCAAACGACAAGUUUCAUUCAAGAUGUUGGAGAAGGAGUUCCUUUGGACACAGCAUACUCAGUUCUGCUUCCGUUCAGAAUGUAUUGCUCUGGCGCAAAGACGGUCAUAUCUCUUCGUGACUAUCCACUGCCUCUACUUAGAGUGCCAGAAGACAGAUCAGCAAGACGAGAAUUUCGAACAGCUUGGACGCUAACGGGUGACUUUGUUAUUGCUGAUGAGCUUGGAGAUGUAGCGGGAGCAUGGCUGAAGCCGAUGACUCUUAUCCCUGAACGUAACUACACACUUAACCUUUUAAGAGUUGCAUCUCCACUCAAGUUCUUUUCAAUUGUGGAUAUCGAGGUACACACUCCAGAAGUAACGUAUAUUGCCUGGUCAAUGUCUGUGCAACCAGCGAUAGAAGACAUUAUACGCAUUAUCGACUCUUUCACACCAUCACCUAUCGAUCCAUCGCCUAAACUAGGUUUUUGGGACAAGGUCAGGCUUAUGAUCCAUUCUCGAACACGUAUCCGCUUCCUUGGCCAAGGCGAUCUGGCUUUGUGGAUGAAGGGCAAGAAAGAUCCUUAUAGCUUAUCAGCAGGAGGUGCUGGUAUCAUCAAGGUCUGGCAGCGAAAUGUGGAAUGUCGACUUGGGUACACCAACACUGAGAACGAGUUACUACAAAUCUUCAGCGACGAGUACAUCCUUGCCGUACCCAACGUUGACUUUGAUGAUGGGAGCAAUUCCAGCUCUGAAAGUCAGUCUAAGGGGAUGUUCUUUAUUGAGGAGCCACAGGAGUACAUAAACGACCAAAAGUAUCAGAAGACAGUCCUCUCUCUAACCAACGGAGUAAGGUGGGGACUUGCAUGCCACUUUGAGCGAUUCUGUCGACGUGGAUGCGCCAAGUGCAAUACGACUAAUUCGAAGGGAAGCUGUAAACUCUUGACGUUUGAACCGCAUUACCUUGUUGUCUACCGAACUCCCGAGAUUGUUCAGAAGCAUUACGUUGCUAAAGAGUACGAUUCAUUCGAUGGCUUCCGUUCCCGGUGGAUCCAUCUAUCUUUCACAGUAUCAAACAAUGAUUAUGCAAAUAGCAACCAGCUAUCACCAAAUGCAUUGCGUCUAACGCCCAAGUUUCUCUCACACUUUGCCGAUUGGUUCUCAUUGUUUGGUGGUGAAAAUGGCUUGCCUAUCCGUACUGGAAAAAUGUUUCCUCGCGAGGAUCAUAGGCCGACGCAAAAAUUCGGAAAGCAUCUAGGCACUCUUAGAUACCAGAUCGUACUGAACUGUCUCUUCGUGAGUCACAUUUACAAGGACGAAGAGUCUGGAUUUGAAGGUGAUUUUUUGGGAUUUAAAGCGAAUACCAAAUCAUUUAUACUGGACAUACACCAAAGACGUGAGCAUAUGCAAAAGGACCAUCAUCUACUUGGAUCCAGAUCAACCUCCAAAUGGCCAAUGUAUGAAGGAGAAGUGAUAUUCGAUACCAUGGAUGUCCGAGUCAUACUGGCAACUUAUCUACAGUCGCACCCUACCAGUAGAUCUGAAUACGAAUCUAGUGAAGAAGCAACGGACAGAGAAUGGAUAGAUCAACUAGACUACUGCGAGCUUGGUGUUCCUGCUAUCAUGCUUCCACCUGCUACCAAACUGCUACCCUUUGUAACGGCACCUUACUUGAGCAUGCGGAAGACAGCCAAAGAGGCUGAAAAGGAAAAGAGUGCACACUUGCAUGGCGUGCAUCAGUGCUAUAUAGGCAACAGUCCAUCAACAAGUGACAUUCAAAUAAGGCUUCAUAAAGAACGGUUCAAUGUCAUCAAUGACCAUGUUCGAAAGAUUGAAGUAGAGAUCGUCGAUUUGGAGGCUAAAAUUGCUCAAAACCCUAACGACACCGAGUUGUUAGCUGAAUCUCUUAGCCUACUGGAAUCUACGGCACAGCUGUAUGAAAAGAAGCGUCAGCUUAAUCUUUAUCUGCAAGAAAUGCUUGAAGGUGACCGUAACUCUCCAUCUAUGCGCUCCGUCAAGAAUUUCGGUGGAGGUUCUUUGGCUGAGUGGGAGCAACUAAUGGGAGUCUUUCAAGUACAACUUGUAUUACACAAUCCUUGCAUUAUCUGGAACAACGAGAUUCGAAACGUAGUGUACAGAUUCAUGGAUUUGCAAGAUAGAUCAAAAACGAGGAAUUUAUUGCUGUCGACGAAAACGCUUCGGUCACUGAUGAAUGCGUCUAACUUUCCAGCACCUUGUGUCAAUGAUAAUCCCACACCAAUAAUUGACAAUACCUCUAACAACAAAAACACAGUCCAUGAUAUUCUCCAGAGCUUAGCGUCUGCAGAUGGGCAGCAGAGUGUAGCACUCAGCGAAUGCGAUGACUGGCUUCCGAGUAUAGAGAGCUCUCCCGAUACCGUGAGCGACAUGAACGAUCCCAUCUGGCAGCAAAGCUCAUUGUCGGCAGACCAUCAAAUUAAAAACAACUAUACCCUGGAUCUUUUGAACCCUCAAUUUCUAUUCAAGAGCACAAAGUCUACAUCAGGCAUUUUGGUCUCGGCUGAGAGAGCUCAUCUCAAAGGAUUGACAAUCUUCAACAAAAACAGUGGAGAUCCAGAUACAGAUUAUAUCGAAGAAAGAUCGCUGUGCAGGAUUGAUAACUCACAGUUUUCCAUUGUCAAAAAUGUCAAGACGCAUGAUAUCGUAAGUACGCUGUACAAUAGUGGCAGUCUAAACACCUUGCCGUGGAUACCAUUGGAGGCUCUUGUGGACAAGAACUUUGUGUCUCAGGACUAUGAACGUGUCGCUGUAGGAGUCAGUGCAACCUUGCAAUACGAUGACUAUAACAAACUUUCAAUGGAACCAUCCCAGCAUCCGUUUGAAGAGAACGCAAACGGUGUACGGCUUCACUUCCCUGCCAUUACAUUGAAAGCCACUUCAGCUCAGUACAAUGUAUUGUAUGAUGUCUUCAAAGAUUUGCUACUCUACUCUGAACCAGCCAAAGUGGACCGUCAAGCAAGCUUGCAAGAAAUGAUGUUCAUAUCGGAUCUCGAUACCUUGCCCUAUGUGCUUGAUGCUGCUGUUUUACUCAAAGACAACAUUCGACAGCAUCGAGAGGCUCUUCAACAAUACCACCAAUAUCUUUCUGUACUGACAGAAGAACAGUUCGAGCAAUACAUCGCCCUUAGCAAAUCACAUUUCGAGCUAUACGACGAGCUUUAUUUGCUCAUGGAAUCGGUCAAGAUUGCUCAAAGUGAUAGACAGAGCUUCAUGAGGCUGGAAGCAAAGACAUCACUCAAGUUCGAGGUCAUUGCUAACAAGGUUUGCUGGAAGAUGGUGUUGGCAGCAACCAGCCACAUGUUUGAAUGGGAUUUAACACAUGUCAACUUCAUGUGGUUGGGAAAGGAAGACCGCUCUGUCAAGUACAAAUUAGAAUUGGACAAAAUCGUUAUUCUGCAUGAGCGAGAUGACGAGCCUGUAGAAUUGGUUGGACCACACUUCAUCAAUGACCGGAGAUACAUCAAUUUCUCCAAACAUAAAAUGCUGCAAGGUUACCUUGUUGAGACUGCUUCAGUAGGUGGAAUACCAGUUGUAGAGCAUAUGGAGAUCAAGCUGGCGCCUCUCAAGAUCAACAUGACCUAUGAUAUCGCCAAAGCGCUGGCAUCGUAUUUAUUCCCUCCUGAGAAAAGGUACCAGGAGGUCAACGAAGCAAAUGAGUUUGAACCUGUGUCUGGCGACCAAGAUGUGCCAUAUCAAGCUGACAUAAAUGCAGCAGAAGCGUCUAGGUCCAUUCCAACUGCCGAAUCACCAAAGAAACGCCGAGCAUUGUCCCUCGGCAAACUCUCAGAUUUUUAUGGUCGAGUUCGACGCACAGAUUGGAACGCAACAGCCGCCGAUGAUAGUACAAUUGAUAGCGGUUCUGUGGAUGCUUCAUUGAAUCGGCCGCGAAGGUGGUCAGCAGUCAAUUUGUGGUGGAAUGAGAUCUCAGUGAUGCGCAAGCGAGCUUCAAAUACCCGAUGUUUUAUAUACGUCAAGAUACCAGGAGCGAAGCACUGUUUGACAUACAAGGGACCAAAAAACAGAAAUUUUGCAGAUAUGAAUAACUUUGUCUUCAAGCAGCCGACCAUUGAGCUGAGAAACAGAACAUGCUCAUGGUACGAACUAUUGGAUAUGGUGAAGAAAGAGAUCUUGCUUGCGGCAGUACUGCAUAGUGGAUCCUUGAUCAAGGAAAAGAUCCUUCCUCGCGGAGCAAGGCGGCCAUUAAGUUGGCACAGUCAGCGACCGGGCCGAUGGGCUUUCUCACAAUCAGCACGUUCGUUGACAUUAAGCUCGUCAUCAGAGGACAGCACUAUUGAGGACAGCGAAGAUGAUGCAAGGUCCAUGAUUUCAAGUUUCUCCAGAGCCGAAGAAGAUGUUGAUUCUACCAGAGAUUUGUCAGUGGGAAGUAUCCAGCAAUCUUCCAUAGCAUCUAGACCCGCUUCCAUGAUCAGUGACAGCUCGAAAAAACAAAGAUGGACUCAGCGAAUAGCUAACAAGAGGCCAAAGUUCCCAAACCCAUUCUCAGCUAAUCUACGUCGACGAGGGUCGCAAAGGUCCAAUAUUGUACCAAGCGAUGUAAUACAGAAAGGCAAGUUGCUCCUUGGUAAGCAAUACGACGGACCAAUGAAUCGAGCAAGAGCAUCCGACUCGAUAGAGCCUUAGCACAUCCUAUAUUGUAAACUACCCUUCUUGAAAUAUUUACGAGGUUCUCCACAGAAAUAUAAGCAGAUUUGAGCUUGUAUUUCGCAUUGACAUCGUAGUUGUAUUUUUGCGUUUUCAUUUCGAACGCAAAAUUGUAUAUUCAGAAUGAAAUAUCAGAGAACAAUAGCAUUUAUCUAUAGAAGGAAAUAUAAUCUUGGGCAAACCUGGCUCUUCUUCUACCUUCACAGGGAACAGCAUAUCAGACAUGAAAACCUUGAUGGAAGAGGUGUAAAAACUGUUUGAAGGGUAUUGAUAUGCUAGCGUCGCAAUAGCAGAAUCAACAUACGUUUCACCAACCACGCUGGUUUUCAUUCCUUCUUGAUAAAUAAAGCAACUUGCAGAAAUUUGCC